CCGUUUUAUAGUGAUCGGGAAAAAAAAAAACUUGCUUUGCAGAUUCCACGAAUAUGCUUGCAUUGACUCACUAGCUGUGACUGUGUGCAACAGCUUUGAUCGCCCGCCUAAUUCAUCUUCGUGUGAGCUCCCUACUCCCGGCCACGGAGAACAACUCAGUUUCCGAUAAUGUCAUGCGGUACCCAAGAGGAACAAAUCAUCUUAGAUACUCAGGAUGCUCAAGAUGCUCCAUUGCAGUCUCUGUUUCCCCCCGAGCAAGAUGAUCCUGAUGAUUUAGACUAUGAAAACUAUGACGACGAGGUCAAUGUCUUUGUCGAAGAACGCGAAGUACACAGCAAACCUCAGGAUUGGUUAGGGAACAGCGAUGAAGAAACUUCGUUGUCAUCCGAGGGUGACUCUCUUGAAAGGCCAAACAGAUUCGAAGGUUCACGACGGUCCUGGCUCUCGUGGACCAAGAGUGAAAGACAGGAAGUGACCGCUCUAGAAACUAUACGUGCAAGAGACCUAUCACUGCAUCUUUAUAAUGCUUUUGCGCUGAAGAGAAGAGCAAAGAAAGUAAGAGUGGAACGAUCUCAAAACAACAAGGAAGAAGAUCGCAUCGACAAUGCAAACGAGAUUUACCGUGAAGACCUGCUCUCUAUAUUUGCGCCUAGUAGGACGUGGACUGCGUGGCCCUUGCCUACAGAAAUUGUGCCCAGGACUGUGGAAAAGGUGAUAAGAGACGAGGAUGAAGACUGGACCUUACGGGGCGAAAUCGAUUCGCGGCCAAGUGCAGAGUUGGAGGACUGUCUUAUGGCCCAAAUGAUGAAAUUCGCAAAGGAAAGAUUUGAAUACCGGGAAUGGUCCCAGAAAUCGGCUUGCUAUCGAGGAAAGGACACCAAUCCCGGCUCUGAUAGCGAAGCCAUGCCAUCAGAAAAAGAUGAUGAAAGAGGUCAUCCAACAAGCAUUGCGGGAACCCUCCGCCCGGUGGUACAAGCUGACGAUGAGGAAUCAAAACGGAUUAUGCGCCCGGAAGCUCGUCACAUUAUUAGCAAGCUCGACGAUCUAUUCUUGAACCUUUACCAUGCCCGGAGAGCUUAUCUUACAGCUACUGAUAUGGCUCAGUCUGGAGACGAAACUGGAGACGAAAAUACGAAGGGAACCCCGACCCCACUCUAUGAAGGAAGAAAGCGUAAACGAACGGCUUCUCACCCAAAUAGCUCCCAUGCCGAUGGAGAUGGGUCGGGCCCCUCGCCUAUCCCUCCAAAGAGCAGAAAACGAUUAAAACGUAGCGAUCCACGAAAGAUCCGGUUGGGACUCCGAGACUGGAGUGAUGUUCUAGGGAUUGCAUCGCUGGCGGGAUGGCCUAAUCCAGCCGUGAUGCGCACCGCGCGGCGCUGUGCAGACCUCUUUGGUCAGGAUAUGCUGUUCCAAACUCUGGAGGAAGGCAAAGUGGAGCUUGAACAGGACAAGGACGGGUCAGCGUCCUGGAAGUACGUUGAAGAUAGCAAAGAGAAUGACGCAGCAAUGGUCGAUGACGAUACGCCGGUCCCAAAAUAUAUUGAUAGGCCAAAAGAACAUGCAGUAUUCUGUCCCGUGGAAGAAUGUAAACGUCAUAAGCAGGGCUUUUCUAGGACGUGGAAUUUGAAUCAACACUUGAAAACAAAACAUCCUACAUUGGUGGCGGUUGAAGAGAGAGGAAAGACUGACUAG
This is a messenger RNA of Coccidioides posadasii C735 delta SOWgp, 1692 nucleotides long. RefSeq lists its product as uncharacterized. Lineage: Eukaryota; Fungi; Ascomycota; Eurotiomycetes; Onygenales; Onygenaceae. The record is from RefSeq and is a predicted model, not a curated record.